Messenger RNA from Cricetulus griseus (Chinese hamster), 2698 nucleotides. Lineage: Eukaryota; Metazoa; Chordata; Mammalia; Rodentia; Cricetidae. The record is from RefSeq and is a predicted model, not a curated record.
CUUCUGCGAUUAGGCCUGGUCUUGGGACACUGGAGGGUAGCAGGGUACAGCGAGGCUUGGAAAAGAAGAAAGUCCAAGGGGUGCUCCGGGACCUGGGAGUGAUGGAGAAAGUCUGUAGCCCCUUUGCUCACCCCUACACUGGGUUUGCGCCAAGAGCAGUGCCGGCAACUCUACAUGGCGUGGGGCUCUCCCCAGCUCUCUAGGUUCUUCUGUCCUGAGCCACGCUAGUUUCUCUCCUUAGAUCUGGAAAGACCCCCAAAAUCCGAGAGUCCCCUUGGUGCUCCAUCUCUCACCCCUCCACUCUCACGCUUUAACUCUGGAAGGGCCGCUCAAGUUCAUUCAUAAGAACAAGGGCUCUGCUCUUAAAGGAGCCGCAUGCGGAAAGCGUUUGUGUGAUAGGUUCACAGGCACAGCUUUCCGCGCGUCUCGACUCCCCGUCCCUCUCUCUCUCUCUUUCUCUCGCUCUCUGAUCAGUCCUAGCUCUGUGCAUCUAUUUAACAACCCUAUGAAACCAUGCGGCCCCCAGGAAAGGGGUUGCUGACAAUAGAUCCUCUUGGGAGGUGCUUAACUUUUCCUUUUAAUUUUAUUAACUGAUCUUGGAAGGAGCGAGUGAGCAAUUAUGCUGUUGCCAUGUAUGACUAAUCUCUACUUUCCCCGGGCAACCUCAGCCACCCCUAGUGCUCCACCCGGAGAAGGCCGAGCCCUGCACCUGGAGCUCUUUCACCCCUCUCCAAGGUCCCCUAGGAGCUGGAAGGAGUUUGUGUCAGGGAGCUGGAAGGAGUUUGUGUCAGGGAGCUGGAAGAAGGAACCAAAGAAGAAGCAGCAAUUGUCCAUUUGCAACAAGCUUUGUUAUGCAGUUGGAGGGGCCCCAUACCAGCUAACAGGCUGUGCCCUGGGGUUUUUUCUGCAGAUCUAUCUGCUGGAUGUGGCUAAGGUGGAACCACUCCCUGCUUCCAUUAUCCUUUUUGUGGGCCGAGCCUGGGAUGCCUUCACUGACCCUCUGGUGGGCUUCUGCAUCAGCAAGUCCUCCUGGACCCGCCUGGGCCGCCUCAUGCCCUGGAUCAUCUUCUCCACUCCCCUGGCCAUCAUCGCCUACUUCCUCAUCUGGUUCGUGCCUGACUUCCCACCAGGGAUGGGAAGGUCACAUGGGUUCCUUUGGUACCUGCUUUUCUACUGCCUCUUUGAGACACUCGUUACGUGCUUCCACGUUCCCUACUCAGCACUCACCAUGUUCAUCAGCACAGAGCAAAGUGAGCGAGACUCUGCCACUGCCUAUAGGAUGACCGUGGAAGUGCUGGGUACAGUGAUAGGCACAGCAAUCCAAGGACAAAUUGUGGGCCAAGCCAAUGCACCUUGUUUCCAGGACCAGAAUGGCUCUGCAAUUGUCAAUCGUACACAGAGCACCACCUCCCUCAAAGAAACGCAAAAUGCAUACCUGCUGGCAGCAGGGAUCAUUGCCUCCAUCUACGUCAUCUGCGCCAUCAUUCUGGCUCUAGGCGUGCGGGAGCAGAGAGAGUCCUAUGAGGCCCAGCAGGCCGAGUCGAUGCCCUUCUUUCAGGGCCUCCGGCUGGUCAUGAGUCAUGGCCCCUAUGUCAAGCUCAUCGCAGGCUUCCUUUUCACCUCCCUGGCUUUCAUGCUGGUGGAGGGCAACUUUGCCUUGUUCUGUACCUAUACCUUGGGCUUCCGAAACGAGUUCCAGAACCUCCUCCUGGCCAUCAUGCUCUCGGCCACAUUUACCAUCCCCAUCUGGCAGUGGUUCCUAACCCGAUUUGGCAAGAAAACAGCUGUCUAUGUUGGGAUCUCAUCAGCAGUUCCUUUUCUCAUCUUGGUGGCCCUCAUGAAGAGUAAUCUAAUCGUCACUUACGUGGUGGCCAUAGCCGCUGGUGUCAGUGUAGCUGCUGCUUUCUUACUACCCUGGUCCAUGCUGCCUGAUGUCAUUGAUGACUUCCACCUGAAGCACCCUAACUCCCCUGGCACCGAGCCCAUCUUCUUUUCCUUCUAUGUUUUCUUCACCAAGUUUGCCUCUGGAGUGUCACUGGGUGUCUCUACCCUCAGUCUUGACUUUGCCGAGUACCAGACACAGGGGUGCUCCCAGCCAGAACAGGUCAAGUUUACACUGAAGAUGCUGGUGACCAUGGCUCCCAUCAUCCUCAUUCUACUGGGCUUGCUACUCUUCAAGCUGUAUCCCAUCGAUGAAGAGAAGCGACGGCAGAAUAAGAAAGCUCUGCAGGCUCUACGAGACGAAGCCAGCAGCUCAGGUUGCUCUGACACAGACUCCACAGAGCUGGCCAGCAUUCUCUAGGACCUGCCAUGUUACCUACAUCCACCACACAAAGCACCUGGAGCACCAGGUAGCAUGUGGCACGGGAUCUUUUUGUCCUCGCACUGAACAGCUGUUCUUCCUGUGUCAAGACAGGAACCAAGGACUGGAUGGAGGGUGAGCGGCCCAGGACAUCUGUGCCCACUGAAGGGCUGGCCGCUCUGUAGCCUCCUCACUGCCUGCCCACAGGGCCAAGCCCUAGGGCUGCUACUGUGAAUAUGCCAAGGACUGACUGGGCCUAGCUCAGAACACUAAUGUAGAAACGUUUUAUACAGAGACUAAUUAAUAACUUAAUGACUAUGUAUAUAGUGACGGGUGUGUAUGUAUAUGUCUGUGAGCUAUUAAUGUUAUUAAUUUUCAUAAAAACUGGAGAACAAG